GUCACAAUCCCGGCGCCGUGGAACCCGCCCUUAGCAACCGGCCUUGCGACAGUCUCCAUCCGCUGCCGCCCCCUCGCCGGCCCCUUGUUGCCAAACCUCUGCUGCGGGGGCUGGCCGGGCACGGGGAAGGACCGAAGGGGACCCGGCUGUACCCACGGCGGCUGCAAGAGGUCUAAGCAUGGAUGGCAGCCGAAGAGUCAGAGCAACUUCAGUCCUUCCCAGAUACGGUCCACCGUGCCUAUUUAAAGGACACUUGAGCACCAAAAGUAAUGCUUUUUGCACUGACUCCUCCUCUCUCAGACUAAGUACCCUCCACCUGGUCAAGAAUCACAUGGCUGUUCACUAUAAUAAAAUCCUUUCAGCCAAAGCUGCAGUAGACUGCUCAGUUCCACUAAGCAUGAGUGCCAGCAUCAAAUAUGCAGACCAACAACGAAGAGAGAAGCUCAAAAAGGAAUUAGCACGAUGUGAAAGGGAAUUGAAAUUCACUAAAACUGCAGGGCAGGCCAAUUCUAAAAGUAAUUCCAAGUCAUUGUUUACCACUCUACAAAAGCCUUCAGGAGAACCACAAGAUGAAGAUGAUGUGUUAAUUGAAGAAGUGAAUGGAUUUCCGUCCUUUACAAGGUCACCGGUAACAUCUUCAGAGAGACUACACCCAGGUCUACCUAAAUCUGAGAAAGUCCUCACAAACGGUACUGAGAACAACUCCAGUUCCCCACUGUCUAGCAUGGACUACGCUGCCUCUGGGCCCAGGAAGUCAUACUCUGGAACCUCCUGCAGCAGAAGGCCCAGGGGCGCAUUCCCAAAUUCCCACCGGUUUCAGUUAGUUAUUUCAAAAGCACCCAGUGGGGACCUUUUGGAUAAACAUUCUGAACUCUUUUCUAACAGACAUUUGCCGUUUACCCCACGCACUUUAAAAUCAGAAGCAAAAUCUUUUCUAUCACAGUAUCGAUAUUAUACACCUGCCAAAAGAAAAAAGGAUUUUACAAAUCAGCGGAUAGAAGCUGAAACCCAAACUGAUUUAAGCAGCUUUAAAUCUGAUUUUGAAACCAAUGAGAUUAAGAACUUCACAGAUUCAGAAAUGAACAUAAAGCAGGGGCGCGAACUGCCCUGGGACGAGACUAAAGAUGGCGCUCUUCAGUGUUCCUCAGCAAGUGAAGAAGAACUGUUGUAUCUGAGUUUCAUUGAAGAUGUCACAGAUGAAAUUUUGAAACUUGGUUUAUUUUCAAACAGGUUUUUAGAACGACUGUUUGAGAGACACAUAAAACAAAAUAAACAUCAUCUGGAGGAGGAAAAAAUGCGCCACUUGUUGCAUAUCCUAAAGGUGGACUUAGGCUGCAUAUCCAAGGAGAACUCAGUAAAGCUAGAUGAUGUCAGUAUGUUGCAUUUACCUGAUUUUGAAAAGGCUGAGGAUUCAGACCAAAAUGAAUAUAAAAAUGAACAAGAUUUAGCCAUUCGACAGGAACGUCAACAAUACCGCAAAGCUUUGGAUAUGUUGUUGUCUGUGCCAAAGGACGAAAACGAGGUAGUCUCUUCACCAAAUGAAUUUUUCCUGCCCAUCUACAAAUCAAAGUAUUCAGAAGGAGUUAUAAUUCAACAGGUGAAUGAUGAAACAAAUCUUGGAACUUCAAUUUGGGAUGAAAAAAAUGCAGGUAUGUUAGACAGUGUACUAGACCAGGAAACCUCUGUGAAUGUCAUCGAAGGUGACAGUGACACUGAAAAGGUUGAGACUUCAAAUGAAUUAUGUUGUCUUAGCACAGCACUCUCUCCAUCUGUUCAGUUAUGCAGUAUCAGUGGUGAUAAUCAGAACACUGAAGGACCAACUCUUAAAAUCAUGGAAAUGAGCAUUGAGGACUGAUCUUUGGAUGUUUGACUAAUAAAUAUCCCAAAUGGCCAGUAGUUCAAUAUUCCUUUUACUCUUUUUUUUUUUUACUUUUAUAUAUUAAGAUUUCUGUAUUUGUUUUCUAUACUGUCUAAUAAAUUACUAUAAAUUUAGCAGCUUAAAACAACACAUACGUAUUUAUCUCAGUUUCUGCGGGUCAAGAGUCUAAGCACAGCUUAGACUGGUCUUCUGCUCUUGGUCUCUCACAGGCCUGCAACCCCAGUGCUGGGGCCGUGGUCUCAUCUGGAGCCUGACUUGGAGUAGAUUCUGCUUCCAGGCUCUUUGCAGGUUGUUGGCAGAAUUUCUCUCCUUGUAGUCAGAGAUUUGAGGGCUUUAGUUUCCUGGCUGCCCUCAGCAACUCCAGGCUGCCCACCAUUCCCUGCCACUUGUCCCUGUCCAUAGACAGCUAACAGCACGUCAAACAGAAAAAUGAGAGAGAUUCUGCUAGCAAGAAGGAGUCUCAUAAAACAACAUAAUCAUACUGUGAACACAGGAUUGACUUCCAUCACCUUUGCCAUAUUCUUUUAGUUAAAAGCAAGUGACAGGUCCUGCCCACACUUAAAAGGUAGGACACAAGGGUGUGAAUGCUAGAAAGUAAGAAUCACUCGGGCCUCCUUAGGAUCUGUCGGCCACAAUUUCUGAAAUUGCUCAUUAGGGGAACAUAUUUUACGUAGACCUAAGUGAUUCUGUAAGCAAUGGGAAAUGGUCUAUCAUCUGGAGUGAAUCUUGAAACAUUAAGCCUGUCUAUAGAUCUUUAAUUCUUUCUUCUCACUUUCCUGCAGUAUCUAAAGCCUCACAACCAGUGAGCUAGGAUGACCUGUCAGCUCUCUGAAAAAUCAUCCCUUCUUGUGAGGGUAAACGUUCUACCAGACUUAGUCUGCUACCCUCCCCUGGCCCUUGCAGUGCAUGAACGGGAUCCUUACCACUCAGAUAUGUCUCAGAAGACUCAUCUCUGCUUAUCCUUUCAGCUAUUCACAAUAAUGUAACUAAAUAUUUGAGAUCCGGUCUUACAGUUUCAUGUUUAGGCACCAUGGAGAGUAAAAGAUUGAACAGAAUAAUGAUGGUAACCCAAACGGUAUUCCUGCAGCAUAUGGAGUUUCCCAGGUCAGGGACUGAAUCCGAGCCACGGCUGCAACAUGCACCACAGCUGCAGCAAUGCCAGAUCCUUAACCCACUGAGCCAGGCCGGAGAUCGAACCUGCACCUCCACAGCAACCCAAGAAGCUGCAGUCGGAUCCUUAACCCUCUCUGUGCCACAGCAGGAACUCCUCCAAGUAUCCCUUUUUUUUUUCCUUUUUAUGGCCACACCUGUGGCAUAUGCAGUUUCCUGAGCUAAGGGUUGAAUUAGAGCUGCAGCUGCCAGCCUGUGCCACAGCCACAGCAAUACCAGAGCUGAGCCACACCUACGAACUACACUGCAGCCUGUGACAACGCCCUAUCCUUAACCCACUGAGCAAGGCCAGGGAUCAAACCAGCAUUCUCACAGACACUGUAUCAGGUUCUUAACCUGCUGAGCCACAAGGGGAACUACGUAAGUAUCCCAUUCUUUAACUCAGGCUUUUAUCAUGCUUUGCCCACAUAAAAGUUUCCCCGCAGGUAGUAAUGUCACUGACAGACUUAGAGGUGAUUUCUGGUGGUAGAAAGAUGACAGGUUCAACUUACUCAUGGGAAGCUGACCAUCACCGCUGUGUUCAGGAUUCAGGGAAAACCUGCAAAGAAUCAGAUGGUAGGGCUGGGUACCCAGUCCACUUCAUACCCAAUGUCGUAUGCCCCAAGUGAUCCCGCUGCAGCCUUUCCUGAAUUCCACCUACCCUCAGCUCUCACCUCUGGGAGUUUUACCUUACUCCCUAAACACCUCCCUUCCCUAUCCUGUAACCCUCUUCAACUGCCUAAAAUAUCCUAACAUUAUUCUUGGCCCCCAGCCUAGGUCUCCCCAUCAGUCAUCCUUCACCCUUCUAUUUAUUUGCUUCUUGGACUCCAUUCUUCUUUUAGCACCCGGGGCUCCUUUCUUCAGUCUCACCCUCACUCUUGCACAAACCCCUCACCCCAUUAUCCAUGUAAGUACCCCAGACUCACUGCCCUGGUUCACAUUUUCCGCCUCUUGCAGAAGCUGCCAUCUUGCUUAAGGCCUUCUCAGUGACCACCUUUGUGCUGCUGCUCCAGCCCCUGGGCCCAGAUCUAGACCACUUCUACCUGCCCUGCUUUGGCAUGUCCAGUCUGCUCUACCCUCCAGCUCUGGGUACAGCUUUUUGUCUCUGGGGCCAUGACCCCAUCCUAACAUACACCUGUUGGGGUAUUUUGUUAUCCUCAGGUUUCCCUGUAAAAUUUAAACAGAGGAAUGAUUUAAAGAAAUAGUAAAUAUGACUUAAUGUUAUUUAAUAUUACUUAAUGUUAUUUAAUAUUAAAUAAUGUUCUUGGAUAGCAAAAGUUGUAUAAAGGAGGAAGUGAAUGCUAAGUUUGGGAAACUGGCUUAGACUCGAAGCAGCAUGUUAAUUUAUGUCUUUCCUUCUCCUUCCUCCCACAGCCCAUUCUCAACUCUGAUUUGUAGAGUCAUGAUGAGUGAGCCUUUUGAGCCAAAUUGCUAGGGUUUGAGCCUUAUGAGCUGCGACUUGAAGCUGGUUACUGUGCCUCCUUGUGCUUUCUCAUUUAUUGAAUGGGAGUAGUUACAGAGCCUUCAUAGCAGGGCUGUAAGAAAUUAAAUAGGCUGUAUGAAAAAGACAGGCUGCUAUUUUAAAAACAGACCAUGUCACUCCCUUCUUUAAAAAAAAAAAAAAAUUAACACUUUUGAGAGUUUCCUCUUGCUAACAAGAAAAAAAUUCAGGCCCCUUUGCAUUUUUUAUAAAGUCAUGUUUUCCUUCCCAGUUCACCUCUUGCCAUGCUCUCCCAAGCAUCCUAAGUGUCUUUAUCGUAUCUAAUUGCUUGUUCCCUAAACAUUCAGAAGUCCAUCCUUUCUAUGCUUUUGCACUUACUAUCCGUCUGCUCCAAAUAUCAUCUCCCCUCUGCCGACCUGUUGAAUGAAACACUGAAACCUGGAGUGAUUGUCCCAAUGUAUGUCCCACCAGUUCUGGGGGAGAUCUCAUAUAUCUACCAUGUGAAUUACAAUAUUGUUUGUGAACCAGCUGAUCUCUUGUCAAGGUUAUGGGCUUCUCAAGAGAAAGGGCUUGUUUCUCUUUGGAUCCCCAGGUCAUUGCUUGAGAUAGUUUAACCUGGGCAAGACAAAUCCAGACAAAAUUUAGUGAAAACAGGACAGAUAUUUCCUCCUCUCUUUACGCUCAAAGUGCAAAUUCCCCAUAUAGAAAGGGCAAGGUAGCAAACUGCUAAAUUUAAUGGCACUUUCCUCACUUGCUCACAUUUCAAAUGGUUUAAAAUAUAAAUUAGCAUCUUCCUUAGAAGCCUUAAAUACUCAACAUUUUUCCCAGCGAAGCCAGUCAGAAAAGAUCAGAGAAGCUUUUUUGAGGCAAGAUGACAGUUUGCCAAGUGGAUUAAUUAGCUGUGUGGUCACCGAUGAAUUGAUUUAUCCUGUGCCUUUGUUUAAAAGAGUUUGGAUUAGAUGAUCCAAAGACUUUUCCUAAUUUUAAUAUGCCAAAGUUAGUCUUAGCUUAGUUCUUUAGAAAUUAUAAAUGAAAUAAUUUACAUCUAUAAAUGGAAACCCCUCUUCACCCUCCAUGUGCUAAGUAUAGCCCUGGAAAGCAAUCUGCUAAAUUGAUUCACAUUUUAGUGAUAAAAGAUGCCACCUAGAAAGUUACUUUCCCCAGAUCUUUUAAAAGGAGCAGAUGUAGCCAAUAAUGGCAUAUCCCAAAAGAACAAAUCCAUAUGUUUAAUUCCAAGGCUAGGAAGAAGAUGCUUUUUUGAAUUGGGUAAAGAAAGUUUUGCUCAAAAGCCAACCUUAUUGUCUUGAGAAGUGUCCUGCAUUAACAUUCAAGUUUUAAAGCAAAAACCCCAACCAGUCCUGGAUGCGAGGGUUCCAUGCUCACCUUCCAAGUUCUUAAAACAAGUGAGUCGAGAUAGGCCAAGAUGGUGGAGUAGAAAGAUCCUGAGCUCACCUUCUCUCAUGGGCACACCAAAAUUACAACUAUUUACAGAACAAUCAUGAAAAAUACCAGCACCUACAAGAAACAAUCCUCUACAACUAAAGAUAUAAAGAGGUGAGUAGGAAGGGCAGAGUUGUGAUACAGUCAAGUUCCAUACCCCUGGGCAGGCAACCCACAAAUGGGAGAAUAAUUACAAUUGCAGCGUUUCCCCUCAAAGAGCAAGGGGUCUGAGCUCCACAUCAGGCUUCCCCGUUGCUGCAUCGGGAAGAUGGGUCCCCCGAACAUUUGCCUUCAUUGGGGCUUCUUUCGGGAAUCCUAGAGGGAUAGGGGAAACAGAGGCCCCUCUCUUAAAAUCAUAAAGACCAGAGCAGACAUAAAUGAAAUAGAGACUAAAAAAAAUGACAGAAAAGAUCAAUGAAACUAAAAG
Molecule: messenger RNA, 6336 nt
Organism: Sus scrofa (pig)
Lineage: Eukaryota; Metazoa; Chordata; Mammalia; Artiodactyla; Suidae
Gene: SPATA7
Product: spermatogenesis associated 7
Biological process (GO): photoreceptor cell maintenance; microtubule cytoskeleton organization
Cellular component (GO): photoreceptor distal connecting cilium; rod photoreceptor outer segment; axoneme
Source: RefSeq, a predicted model, not a curated record